CAAGUGGUUGCGGAAUUCGUUUGAAUGCUUGAUAUCAGUGAAAAUUCAAGAAUUGAGGCACCGUUACUUCAGUAUCUCAGCAUAAUGAUUCAAAACAUGGAUAAUGAACAUGCAAUUUACUAUUGUUUCAGCAAUGGUUAUAUUAAUAGCAUUAUUUUGCAUCCGUAUGAACUUGAUGGGGGAGACUUGGCUCCAUACUAUAUGUCUUUUCUAAGGGCUGUUAGUGGUAAAAUAAACAGAGACACACUUUGCCUUCUUGUGAAUGUACAUGGGGAUGCUGUAGUUUCCUUUCCCUUGUACACUGAGGCUCUAAGGUUUGCUCAUCAUGAGGAAAAGAUGAUUCAGACAGUAGUACGUACAAUAGCUCUCAACAUCUACAAUGGGCUCAGAUUUAUCUGCUAUCACUUCACUAUAUAUCUUAUCACGUCUUCUUCAAGUCGUUGGGGGAAGAAGCAUGAUUAACAAUGUGGCUGGUGUUAUCCUGUAUCAUGUUUUAAACUUAAAUGCGAGAACUCUGAGCGAAGGGAACGCUUCUGAUAGCUCUGGUGUUAUUUCAAUUCCGAGCUGGUGUAUUGUAUUGGAUUGACGGAGAAACAUUGCUUUGUUUUACAUAGCCUUAAGAAGCCACAAUGUUUCACAGGAAAAUGAUCAAGACCUUGAUCCCAUGGACAUUCUUCCUCGGGGUCAUGUUUUGUUUGUGUAAAAUAUUUUCCACUUUUAUUAUUACUCUAUUAGGCAUCUCUGUCAAUUUAAUUCAUUAUUUCUAUGA
Molecule: messenger RNA, 769 nt
Organism: Arachis duranensis
Lineage: Eukaryota; Viridiplantae; Streptophyta; Magnoliopsida; Fabales; Fabaceae
Product: protein TRANSPARENT TESTA 9-like
Exons: 5
Coding region: 25-462 (145 amino acids)
Biological process (GO): endosomal transport; regulation of autophagosome maturation; endosome to lysosome transport
Cellular component (GO): late endosome; endolysosome membrane
Source: RefSeq, a predicted model, not a curated record